GAGGGGUUUCGAGUAAUCGUACAGCAUGCAGCGAAAUCAAUGAAGGGAAGCGAAUGUGUAGAUUUAAAAGACGCAUAUAAACAAUCCAUACGAGUAACUGGAUAGACCAGCAAGUCCAAACAGAUGCUUGUUGAAAAAAUAUGAUGAAGCUUUGGAUGAUUUCACUGUUUGCUCUGACUGUCAUGGGAGCCAAGACAGGGAAUUACCUCGUGAUCACUCCUGAGGAAGCUGUGAGAGGAGAGGUUUACCCUGUAACUGUCACCAACUACAGGGAGGAGGCAGCAGAUGUUACAGUUCAGAUUGCUUCAAUGAGUGGGCCAUAUGCAAAAAAGAUGGUUGCAGGGUUAAUUCCAGCCCAAAAAUUUCUGAAGCUGGACAUUGAGGUUUCUGAUGAGUUCACAGGUGAAUUCAAUUUAACCGUGAACCUGACUUAUCAACAGUCGAAAAUGAACAUUUUGAACUCAACAACAGUGCCUAUUAAGGAAGCAUCUGGUUUUCUGAACAUUCAAACAGACAAGAAGAUGUACAAGAAAAAUCAGAAAGUUCUGAUCCGUACCUUGGCCAUUGACAGAGACUUGAUGCCAAUGAAUGAAAAUGUUACUAUAUUUAUCAAGGAUCCUCAAGGAAACAGAGUGGAAAUGUGGAAGAAUUUACAGCCCAAGUCAGGUGUGACCCAGGCAGAAUUCCUUCUUUCUGAUGACCCAGCUAUGGGAGACUGGUCAAUCUACGCAGAGCAACGCCACAGUGACAAAGAGACUAUUACAUACAUGGUGAAAUUUACAGUCGACAAGUUUGUUUUACCACGGUUUGAGGUGAGUGUGGUGGGACCAACCUCACUGUAUGCUCGUACCCAAAAACCGUUCAAUGUCCAAGUCACUGCCAGAUACACAUAUGGAGAGAAUGUGGUGGGGAAUGCCAGACUCCACAUAACUAACGGGAAUAUAGAAAUGAACAAACCCUACCAAGAUCUAACAGAGGGAACCACCAUCUUUACCUUGCAGCCUCAGGAGAUGAAAACCACAGGGUAUAACACAGUUUUGAAGGUCAAAGCCAUAGUGACUGAGGGUUCCUCCAAAAUUGAAUUGGAGGAGGAGACCACAAUCCCACUAACCUAUCACAUGUUUAAGGUGGAAAGAAUUGGUGAUGACUAUUUCAUCCGUGGGGAUCCUUACCACUAUUGUGUGUUGGUCACCAAUGACAGGGGUCAGCUGAUUCCAGCAGAGGAGAGACAGAAUUUUCAACUGCAGAUUGUUAGGGACCAAAAUGCAAAAGCUCUACAGUAUGUGAAACUGUCUAGUAUGAUGGUGACGAAUGGAAAACAUGUGUACUGUGGAACAGUGAAUCCACCAUUUGAAAGUUCCAUAUCUCUGCAGUUGACUGUUAAGGGACUUGAUUCGACGCAGCUUUCCACGACCAUAUAUGCUAAUAUCUACGAGGUGACUACUUCGGAGAAUAACACAGCUGGAUCACUCGGACUGAUGCUUUGGAAUGAGCAGCAAAAUCAACUGGCCCUCUCCGACAAGUUCAAUGUCGGAGAGGUUGCAAAAUUCAGAGUGUUCAAAUCUACCCAAGCUUCUACCAACUUGAUUGUCUUUUAUCAGGUUUUCAGUAGAGGGCUGUCCCUGGCCAAUGGUAUGGUAGACUUUGGACAGGGUAAUACCUCCACCCUCUCUGUGACAACCACACGGGCGAUGUCUCCCAUGGCAGCAGUGGUAGUGUACGCUGUAUCCAAUGGCUACGUGAUAACAUCGAUGCAGAAAAUCAAAAUUAACCUCAACUUAAAUUCCCAGGUUACCAUGACUUAUGGAGCUUCACGUGCCCUAGUGGGGUCUGAUAUUACCCUGGCGGUGACUACGCCUGAACCCUAUUCAUUCGUGGCUCUGGUGGCUAUUGACAAGGGAUCUGAACUUCUGGGGUCGCCCAACGACAUCACAGAGACAGAGGUUUUAAAGGGCUUAGAACUUUACACAAUGGGAACGGAUAAUCAACCAUCAGGUCCAAGAAUUAUGCAGAAGAGAAGCUUCAUGCCUUGGAAUAUGAUUGAAUAUUCAACAGAGAGGAUUCUCAAUAUGGUUGGAGUGCAGUGGAUGACAGAUGCUAUUGUACAUAGAGAACAGCACCCUAUUCUUCUUGAUGACGGAGUUUUUAAGAAUCAAGCUGCCAAUUUUCCAGAAGUCUUAGAGGCAAUGCCUGAUAUUCAACAAAAGUCGCCAGAUUCUGAAUCUGCAGGAGAUACCAAAGUUCGUAAAAACUUUCCCGAGACGUGGAUCUGGCUGGAUGGAGAGAGUGGCUCAGAUUCCAGAUUUGGUGUUCAGAAGACCUUGCCAGACUCUAUCACAUCAUGGGUGACUCGUGCCAUUGUUGUUAGUCCUUCCACGGGUUUACAUAUACCAGAUGUUACACAGAUUGAAAGCUUUAAGUCAUUUUUCCUUGUCAUUGAUACUCCACCAUCUAUAAUACAAGGAGAAGUGUUCGAAGUGAAGCUCUUGGUGUUUAAUUAUAUAGAGACAGGUCCUGAAAAACUGCAGGCCAACGUGUCCUUGAUGGGAAAGGUAAGGAAUACAGCAAAGAUCUGGAGCACAGAAUUGGAUGAGGAGCCAGCUUCAUCUGAGAUGGUCAGCAAAACGAUAUCAGUAAAGCGUGGACAAUCCAGUAUGUUUGCUGUGUGGGUCAGGAAGCUAGACACUGAUGAUUUCUCUCCCGUGUUAACCCUGAGGGGAGAUGCCACAGCCAAGGAUGGACAACAAACUUAUAUUGACAGGAUAGAAAAGGACGUCAGUGCUGAGCCUGAGGGACGCCAAAUCCAGAAGACAAAAGUAAUAAGUCUGGAGGCAACCGGUAGUACAGAGUUAGCACCAGUCCCUAUUUCAUUCCCAGAGAAGGCAGUGAAAGGCUCCAAGGCUGUGUACGUGUUAGCCAUGGGUGACCUUCUGGGACAGGCGCUGAACAACCCGGAGAAAAUGAUUACAGUACCUACAGGAUGUGGAGAACAGAAUAUGGCAACAACUGUCCCCAACAUUUACGUUUUACAGUAUCUCAGGGCUAUACAGGCCAGCGAGCCGAAAUUGGAGGCCAAAAUCAUACAGCACAUCAAGACAGGAUACCAGCGAGAGUUAAAUUACAAGAGAAAUGAUGGCUCAUUUAGUGCAUUUGGUAUGAGUGAUCCAGCUGGGAGUACUUGGUUGACUGCAUUUGUAUUAAAGUCUUUCACGGAGAUUCACAGCAUGUUGCCAGAUCUUGUGGACCCCCAGGUCAUGAGGGGAGCCAUGGCCUGGCUGAAUAAGCAAGUGAGUGACCGGGGGUCAGUCCAGGAGCCAGGACGGGUAAUCCACACAGAAAUGCAGGGCAGUAUGUCUGAUUCCAAAGAGAAACUAGCAGCCUUUGUUUUGUCGUGUUAUGCUGAAGUCAUGUCCGUGUUCGGGAUGGAUGAUGAUAGUGUAUAUAUUGCUGCAAAAAAGAAGACGUUGGCUGUAAAAACCUUGCUGAAAAGCAACCUUCCUUCUGCUGUGUCCAAUCCCUACUACACUGCACUUUUGACAUAUGCCCUUGCUGUAGAUGGUUCCUCAGCAACGGAGGUAUUCCAACUGAUCACAAAACUGACUGGAAGUGCCACAACCUAUAUGGACGGAGCCAAGGAAAUGAAGUGUCUGGGUCAGAAUUGUUCGGACAGCGAGGAAGAUAAAGAGGGAGCAGACCUCAGGGGAUACAGUACAAGGGACACCUCUCCUUCUAGUAUAGAGAUGACUGGGUACCUCCUGAUGACUGUGAUUAAGUUCCAGCAAUCAUAUCUGGCUCCUCCUUUCUUAAGGUGGCUCAACAGCAAACGGAACAGUCUGGGAGGAUGGUACUCCACACAGGAUACUGUGAUUGGUCUGAAGGCUAUGUCAGAAUUAGCUAAGAAGAAAGGAAACGGGAACAAGAACCUCCGGAUUGAUGUAGAAAUCACAGCCAAGCAGACCGACACUGUUUUGAAGACGGAGACAAUCCAAAUUACUCCAGAAACCCGAAUACUGUUGCAGCGAGCAGAGUUUCCAGUUGAUACAACCAGUCUGGAGAUCAAGCCAAGUCAGACAGGAGAAGCUAUUGUUACAGUUGUGUGGCAAUAUAAUCUUGUGGAUGCUUUAUACAACAAUGAACUGCAGGUGUCUGUUGGAAAAUACACAAUAAGUAACGAUUUCUACGACAUCAACCCUUGUGUGAGGUAUAUGGGUGAUACACCAAGUAACAUGGCCCUAGUUACAGUUACCAUGGGAUCGGGGAUAGUACCUGAUGUGCACAAACUGGAGAGGGAUCCUAAACUGUCUAAAGUGGAAGUGCAGGGAUCACAAGUCCACAUCUACCUUAACGAGGUUACCAAGGAGAGCCAGUGCAUGAGGUUCCGAGCUUUCCAAACAACUGAGGUGCUGGAUCCUAAAGAUGUUCCUGUUAAAGCCGUGUUAUACUACAAACCAGAAGUUUCAGCUGUUGUAUCCUAUAGCCCCUCGACGUCCAACCGGGUGAAUUUCUGCGAUGGGGAUAUCUGUGCGGGUACAGGUCAUGUGAAGUCUAGCCUCGCUGUGGUGAUCAUGGUCUCAGUGGUGGCAGCCUUUACUACAGGACCUUUCUUUUAAAGUUGUUUCAAAUCAAUGUUUGCAAUUGGUUGGUAUGAUAUCUACAAAUUGGAUAUGUGCCAUUAUUUGAACAAGUGCUCCCUUAUGAUCCAAAUGUUCAGAAUCUAUUUAUUGUAGAGUUGUUUUUAAUUUUUGUAAGCAUGAUAUGGUUGUUUUAUCCAUUGAUGAUGUGAAAAUUAUUUUCAUAUGGAGUUUUGGGCAAUUUUUCUCUUUAAUUUUUCAGAUGUUAAAAAUGAAACUGAGGAAGAGAAUUCUUGCAAUAAAUAUUUGGGAGUAAUUUUUUAAAGUUUAAGCUAAAUCCUUUUUUACGUUGAAUGUAGUGAUUUAUUGUGUACAUUUUUAUAGCAUUCCGUAGUAUGUAUUCUGUACAACAGAUGCCUAAGAUAAAGUUCAAACUGUCUGACAGCUGACUAAGUAAACACAAUUUUUUUCUCCCAAAGCAUGUCAGAGGGGACAGUUUUCACUAUUGAGAUUAUUUCUUCUACUCUGUCACAAAUGGGAAUUUGAAAAUACUGGGUUUUUUUCACAGAUAUAUUAUAAGUGCUGAUAAAUAAUAGAAAAUUUAAGGUUAAAAAAAACCAUUUGAAUUUUAUGAAUAGGUAUCGAGACAUCUUGCAAAAUUAUGUGUAGUUCAUUAGGUAUCUGGUGUAUAUAGUAAGAGUUCAGAUUUAUAGUUUCUGUAUACGCCAGCAUUUCCAGUCUUUGUAACACUCAUUGAGAUUUGCAGAAUGGCUUCACUCGAUCUAUUGUAUGUGUGUCUUACAGAUAUAGUCAUUUAUAGUUUGGAGUUACUGACUUUUCUUAAACAUUCCAUGGGGCCUUUAAUAAUGUUGCUAAUUUUUAUACUUUUGAAAUUGAAGAUCAAGGGGUGUAUUGUUUUUUAUAUCUUGAUUUUAUAACAUUGGACUAGACAAAAUAGAGACGCGACUGCUUAAUAUCAAGACCAUCCAUCAAAAUUUAGGUCAAAUUUGCCACAAUUGAAUGACCAUGCAUUGUGUUUCACAGAAAUCGAUUAAUUUUGAUUUUAAAUACAAAAAUUCAAAAUAGAUUUAUCUGGGCAAUUUUGAAUAGCAUGGAGAGCAUGUACAGGGUAAGGAUAUCAAAAAAAGGGACAUGAUAUAUAAAUAAUUCAAUGGUGUGUAUACAUACCUGCAUAUCUAUUUUUAGAAAUUGUAAUUUUGUUGUUUUGUAAAUUUUUUACAAUGUAGCCAGUAUGUUUUUGUGACAGAGCUGCAAGUAAACUACACAACACUUCUGAAAUCAAUUUUAAAAUCGCUCUUAUAGUCAUAGUUUUAAUGUGUAAAUGUUAAUGCAGUUAAUUAAACAAGCUAGGUUUCAUACGAGGUAUUUUUUUUUAUUUUUUGCAAGACUAUGAGGCAAAAGCAGCACUGAAGCAUUGGCAUGCUGGUUGUGUGCUUCAUUAUGAAAUCCAAGUUAAUCUGUAUGUAUUUUUUAUUCAAGAAUUGGAAGAGUUUUUAUUCCAGCAUCUUAAAAUGUAUAUUACAUGUAAGAUAUGUGUUUAUCACAUGUUUACUCCUCUAUCCAGUGGAUAUCAUCCAUAACUUUUAAUUUGGUUAUUACAUCACAAAUGUACAAAAACUUAACAUGGUUUGUUUAAAAACAUAUCAGAGAGCGGAAUUUCCAACAAUAAUGUUGUAAAGAUUGAUUAGAGGAUGUCAUGAAAAGAAUGACAGCUGCAGUGAGAAGUCUUGGGGACAGAAGAUUAAUAAAUUAGUGCUCGCAAACAAUGUAGUUCAAAAAUUAAGUGCAAAUAACGUACCUGCCAGCCAAAUUAUGCAGAUAACUGACCAUAAAAUGAACAACAACAGCUGUUUAAAUGAAAUCUAACACAGAAUUAUUCUGACAAUUCUUUCUAAUUGAACAGUUUCACAACUAUCCGGAUCCGCCACUCAGUUUCAAUUCACUGAAAAUAGUAUUGUUUUAUUUCGAAACAUUAAAUAACAGUGGAGCUAUGCACAAACACAACAAUAUAUGUCACAGAAGGAAUCCAAUUCCUUGUGAAUGGCAACAUUUUGGAUGGGAAAAUAAUCGUAAACAGCCAAAACAAUUCAAAUUCGUCAUCCAAGAAAGAUCAGGUGUCAUCUAUGGUGAGGUCUCAGAUGACUGACUUGAUACAAAAACAGUAAUGAAAUAGUACAAUUACAGAGUGAAAUGUUAUAUUGUGAAAAUGUUUCCUCUAAUUUGUUGAACUUCUUCUCCAACAUGAAUUGUUUGUGUAUUGUAGUAAGCACUUUUUCUUCCUGCGUAAUAAUGUUCACACGAUGUAACUACAGGGUGUUAUGCGACUUUAAAGGCUGAACAGUAAAAAUGGAGUGGGGGGGGUAUCAUGUGAUAAAGAAUCUCCCAUGGUUUGUUAUGAUUUAUAUCCAACUUUUUAUGUGUUUUCUAUCCCCUAGCCAAUGCUCAGGGAUAGAAAAACACAAAUCCUUGGAGAUAAAUCAUAUCGAACCACAAACCAUGUGAGAUCAUAUAUAUGUAUCUCUGACUAAUUGGCAAUGACUUGCAGUUUACUAACAAACAUUUCAUUAAUUAGAAAUGAAUUAGAAAAAGCUUAUUCAAAUUGUUUUGUAUAAAGAGGUAGUUGCUUCUUGUAAUAAAAUUUUCAAAAAUC
Messenger RNA from Ostrea edulis (European flat oyster), 7242 nucleotides. RefSeq names its product CD109 antigen-like. Gene Ontology annotation, cellular component: extracellular region. The coding region runs from base 141 to 4610 and encodes 1489 amino acids. NCBI's taxonomy places the organism in Eukaryota, Metazoa, Mollusca, Bivalvia, Ostreida, Ostreidae. Gene Ontology annotation, molecular function: endopeptidase inhibitor activity. The record is from RefSeq and is a predicted model, not a curated record. The transcript is spliced from 39 exons.